CUUCCUGCCCCUGGCACUCUGUUCCACGGCACGAUGGCACAAACUGUCCACCUCUCCUGCCUCCUGGCUCUGUUGGUGGCAGGUCCGGCCCAAGGCGUCAAGGGCUCCCUCAGGGGCCAGGACCCAGGUCCCCGGCCGCUGGAGCUGAAGGAGGUCUUCACAUUAUUCCAGAUCCAGUACAACCGGAGUUACUCAAACCCAGCAGAGUAUGCUCGCCGCCUGAACAUCUUUGCCCACAACCUGGCCCAGGCUCAGCGGCUGCAGGAGGAGGACUUGGGCACAGCUGAGUUUGGGGUGACUCCAUUCAGUGACCUUACAGAGGAGGAGUUUGGCCAGCACUAUGGGCAUCGGAGGGCAGCUGCAGGGGUCCCCAGCCUGGGGAGAAAGGUAGAGUCUGAAGAGUGGGGGGAGUCAGAGCCAGUGCCACGGACCUGUGACUGGCGGAAGGCAACCGGUGUCAUCUCAUCCAUCAAGAACCAGGAAAAUUGCAACUGCUGCUGGGCCAUAGCGACCGUGGGCAACAUCGAGGCCCUGUGGGGCAUCACAUGGCAAUCGUCUGUGGAACUCUCUGUGCAGCAGCUGCUCGACUGUGACCGCUGUGGGAAUGGCUGCGGGGGCGGCUUCGUCUGGGAUGCAUUCAUCACGGUCCUCAACAACAGUGGCCUGGCCAGUGAAAAGGACUACCCAUUCCAGGGGAAAGGCAAACCCCACAAGUGCCUGGCCAAUAAGCACAAAAAGGUGGCCUGGAUCCAGGAUUUCAUCAUGCUGAAGGACAACGAGCAGACAAUCGCCUCGUACCUGGCCACCCAUGGCCCCAUCACCGUGACCAUCAAUGUGAAGCUACUGCAGCAAUACCAGUCGGGUGUGAUCCGGGCCACGCCCACCACCUGUGACCCCCGGCACGUGGAUCAUUCUGUCCUGCUGGUGGGUUUUGGUGUGGAGGGCAGGCAGGCAGAGGCAGGCUCAUCUCGUCCUCGUCCUCGCCACUCCACCCCAUACUGGAUCCUGAAGAACUCCUGGGGGGCCAACUGGGGUGAGAAGGGCUAUUUCCGGCUACACCGAGGCAGCAAUGCCUGUGGCAUCACCAAGUACCCGCUCACUGCUCGAGUGCAACUACCACAAAACAGGCGCCCAGUCUCCUGCCCUCCCUGAGCCCGCCUGGCUGCCCCUCAGCUCUCUCCUGCUGUGCCAGCUGCCUCCUUGCUGGCCCCUCCCCAAGGUCUUGGCCUGUCCUCCCAAUCUUCCUGCUAUGGAUGGAAUAAAUCAGGAUGAAACUCCUGUC
Messenger RNA from Ceratotherium simum simum (southern white rhinoceros), 1282 nucleotides. It is a transcript of the gene CTSW, whose product is annotated as cathepsin W. Gene Ontology annotation, biological process: proteolysis. Gene Ontology annotation, molecular function: cysteine-type peptidase activity. The record is from RefSeq and is a predicted model, not a curated record. Lineage: Eukaryota; Metazoa; Chordata; Mammalia; Perissodactyla; Rhinocerotidae.